Aspergillus terreus NIH2624 is the source of this 549-nucleotide messenger RNA. Its product is annotated as gamma-glutamylcyclotransferase family protein. The record is from RefSeq and is a predicted model, not a curated record. Bases 1 to 549 code for a protein of 182 amino acids. The transcript has 2 exons. NCBI's taxonomy places the organism in Eukaryota, Fungi, Ascomycota, Eurotiomycetes, Eurotiales, Aspergillaceae.
AUGGGCGACCACGUAAUGUUCUUCUACGGAACCCUAAUGGCCCCCCAAAUCCUCCACCGCGUGAUCCACGGCAGCGCAACCCCCGAACCCUGGCAACGCGCGCUCCUCACCUUCAAGCCCGCCAUCCUGCACGGCUACCGCCGACACCGGGUGCUGGGCGCCGACUACCCCGGUAUCGUGAGCGAGGAGGGCGGCUCGGUGCUGGGGACCGUCGUGUCAGGGCUGACCGACGGCGACGUGCACCGGCUGGACAUCUUCGAGGGGGUGGAGUAUGAGAAGGAGCGGGUGAAGGUGCGCGUGCUGCGCGAGGCGCUGGGGCAGCAUGGCAAUGCGGAGGGGACGCACGCGCCGGCUGAUACGGAGCAGCACCUGAGGGAUGUGCUGGAUGCGGCGGGGGCGGAGUUUGCGGAUGAGGGAGAGCUGGUCGAGGCGGUUACGUAUGUGUAUGUGGCGGGGCGGGAGGAGCUGGAGGAUGCGGAGUGGGAUUUUGAGGAUUUCAAGAGGAAUAAGAUGGCGUGGUGGGUUAAUUCGGAUGAGAGGGAUUGGUAG